Messenger RNA from Saxophila tyrrhenica, 1620 nucleotides. RefSeq lists its product as uncharacterized. Bases 1 to 1620 code for a protein of 539 amino acids. The transcript has 6 exons. The record is from RefSeq and is a predicted model, not a curated record. Gene Ontology annotation, cellular component: membrane. NCBI's taxonomy places the organism in Eukaryota, Fungi, Ascomycota, Dothideomycetes, Mycosphaerellales, Extremaceae. Gene Ontology annotation, molecular function: sulfate transmembrane transporter activity. Gene Ontology annotation, biological process: transmembrane transport.
AUGGGCGUCGCAGAGUACCAUGCUUCAGAAAGCCCUCGGUCGGAGCUUGACCAGCCUUUCGAUGGCAAACCUCUCAGUAUGAGCGACGCGAAGCAUGCGUUCGCCGAAGCUGUCAUGGUCGAUCCAGUACUGGCAGGCCGACGUCGAUCCCAAGUUGGCACCUUCGACAACGACUCUCUCGAAGAUUUCUACAAGCCCAUCGGUGCCUUCGAAGGUUCACACCGCUACGACCCUUCUUUCCAGUGGGAGAAGAAGGAAGAGAUUAGAAUCGACAUGCGUAUCUGCACCUUCGCCUGCCUCAUGUUCUUCGCCUUGCAACUCGACCGCGGCAACAUCGUCCAGGCCUUGUCAGACGGCAUGCUCGACGACCUGAAGAUCUCCAGCAACGACUACAACUACGGACAGACCAUCUUCUAUCUAUGCUUCCUUUGCGCUGAGAUGCCGUCACAGCUUAUUUCGAAGAAGCUGGGUCCUGACAAUUGGAUCCCGAUCCAGAUGAUGUCGUGGUCGCUGGUGGCUAGUAUGCAGGCUUUCUUGUCAGGACGUGCUUCGUUCUGGGCUUGCCGUGCUCUGCUUGGUCUCAUUGAGGGUGGUUUCAUCCCGGAUGUCAUUUUAUAUUUGAGCUACUUUUACAAGAGCACAGAGUUACCCAAGAGACUCUCUUUCUUCUGGGUCGCCUACCAGAGCACGAACAUUGUGUCAGCCGUACGCUGGGCGUGGCUGUUCGCUCUUGAAGGUACCCUGACCGGCAUCAUCGGCAUAACCGCCUACUUCUACCUACCCCCGAGCCCAUACCAGACCGCGUCGAAAUUCCGUGGCAAGGACGGCUGGUUCUCCGAGCAUGAAGAGAAGAUCAUCGCCAAUCGUGUCCUGCGUGACGACCCUUCAAAGGGCGACAUGCACAAUCGUCAAGGCCUCUCGCUCUUAGCCUUCAAGGCAACUGCUGCGGACUACCACAUGUGGCCAAUCUACCUCAUUGGUCUGACCUGGCUUAUCCCUACGGCUCCUAUGCAAGGCUACAUCACUCUCAACAUGACUGAAGUGGGCUUUGGAACGUUCGAAACCAAUCUCCUCACCGUUCCGGCAUUCGUGCUCUUCAUCAUCGGACUUCUGUUCUGGACAUGGCUGUCAGAGAAGUUGAACGAGCGGUUCUUGCUGGCUACCGUCUCACAGAUAUGGGUCCUCCCGGGGCUCCUUGCGCUUGUUAUCCUGUCAUCUGACCGGUCGCCGUGGGCGAAUUACGCACUUUCAAUUGUCACUUAUAGCAUGCCCUACUUCCAUGCGGUCUUUGUCGCGAUCACGAGCAGAAACGCUGGAAGUGUCCGCACCAGGACUGUUGCUUCUGCGCUAUACAAUAUGUGCGUCCAGGCUGGGAACAUCAUCGGAAUUGACAUCUACCGCACCGACGAUGCUCCCUAUUACUACCGCGGCAACAAGAUCCUGAUCGCCAUCGCCUGCUACAACCUGGUUUUGAUGGUCGCCACGAAACUCUUCUACGUCUCCGUCAACAAGAAGCGAGCAGCGAAGUGGAAUGUCAUGUCGAAGGAGGCGAAGGAGCAUUACCUUGCCACUACGACUGACCGUGGCAACAAGCGUCUGGACUUUAGGUUCGCUCAUUAA